Meloidogyne enterolobii is the source of this 1345-nucleotide messenger RNA. NCBI's taxonomy places the organism in Eukaryota, Metazoa, Nematoda, Chromadorea, Rhabditida, Meloidogynidae. The record is from the annotation of a GenBank genome assembly.
UUUGGAUUUUGGGGGGGAUUUUGAUGGUUUAUUUUUCAUGAAUUUAAGCUUAAAUUUUCACACAGAUUUUGUUAUGGAAUGUCAUCAACUUUUUUUAUUUUUAUUACUUUUCUUUUGUCAUUUUCAAUUAAUUAAAACUGCCCCCUCUUUCGAUGACAACGAAUUUGCUGAAUUUGAAAUUGAUGAGGAACCUCAAGUUUCCUUUGCUAAUAAUGAUGUUAAAGAAGAAGAACGAGAAAAAGUGGAUGAAGUAAAGGAGGCUAGUAGAGAAGCAGCUAAACAGACAGACACAACCGAAGAUUUUUCCUUCCUGGCAGAUGAAGACGAAUUUGAACAGGCCGAAAAAGAUUUGGAAGCAAAUCAGGGUGAAGCUGAUACUGCUGGGAAACAAAGCGAUACUAUUAAACCGUUGACUUUUGCUGAUGUUCCUUCACAUUUUCGUUCAAAUUGGUCUAGUUAUCAAAUUGAGUCAAUAGCUCUUUUUGUAAUUAUUAUUUAUGUAAUCAAUUAUUUAUAUGGAAAAACCAAAAAUUAUUCUAUUGCUUUAAAGUGGUUUUCCGACAACCGUGAAAAGUUGGAACAACAAUUUGCGUUGGUAGGGGAUGAUGGAACAAGCACAGAAGAAAUGGAAGGCCAUUUAAUCAGAGAAACUGAAUUUUCCUAUACUGUUUGGAGUACUGGAAGGACUGGUUGUAAAGGAAUGCUGACUCAAAUUAAGGUUUAUAAAACUUGUCGGAGGGAUUUUGGAUUUUUGGGGAAAUCACUGGUUUGGGAGAAAAAAGAGUCGGGUUGGGUUCUGGAUGGAUCUAAAUGUUUGGGUAUUGGAUUUCAGCUUCGUAAAAGACAAGAUUUACUCGGUAUUUUGCUCAAUAUAAUCAGACCUCAACCUGACAGAGUUGUUCACAAAAUAGAUAUGGACCCAAAUGAAAUGGAUUCUUUUGUUCUUAUUUUUGGACAAAGAAAAAGUGUUUUGAGGGCUGUGAAGGAAAUGCAUGAUUUGUCAGUUUAUGUGACAGAAAAGAAAAAUUUUGAGAAAUUACAAUUGCUCCCUUCUUUUUGUGUUUAUGCUGAAGUUGCUGAAAUUGUCCCAGCAAUAAUAGAUUCAACAACCGUUCAUUUUCUCAAGCGUUGUGAAAAAUAUAUAGAAUAUGUCCAUAUUUCUGACCAAUAUUCUGGGGCUAAACAACAAGAUGGACAAAAUUCAUCAAAAUUACCAGAAACUCACCCUACCCUUAUUUUUAGCUUUAUUUUAAAUUCGGACAAUGAUGAUACUUCAAUAGACGAACUUUUGUUAAAUUUUACUUUUUAUAUUUUGGAAAGGGUCAAAAAUUAUCGAUUAAGGUAG